Peniophora sp. CBMAI 1063 is the source of this 1791-nucleotide messenger RNA. The record is from the annotation of a GenBank genome assembly. Lineage: Eukaryota; Fungi; Basidiomycota; Agaricomycetes; Russulales; Peniophoraceae.
AUGGUACUUGUGCGCUACGCGCCACCGCCCAUUUCGCCGUACUUCAGUUCAGACCGCCUCUCGAUGACUCUCCCGCCCAUAGCGUCCUUCGAUGUGCAUCAUCAACCAGCGCUUCGCUCGUACACACAGUUUCCUUCUGCGCGGCAUGACGCGGCAGACGCGUCCGUCGCACCGCCGCCGUCGUUCUUGCCUCCAAUACAAACUCCUCGCUCCCUUGCACGCUCGCAGCUGCCUAUAGCGGGUUUGUCGCGGACAUUAACAUCGUCUCCGCCUUCACCACCACCAGAGCAAGCUCACGAGAUCUCGGACUGGUUUCGUGAUGCUCAGCCUUGGUCCUCAUUCGCCCUAGCAGAGAAGACCUGUGAAAUGAUCUGCUACCUCUGGUUCUCCAAGGCGGCUGAAUCCCCGGACCCGUCACGGCAAUCGUCUCCCCACCUAUCCUAUGUCCCUCACCGUAGCGCAAAUACGGCUUUUUUGCAGUUUAACGUGUCCUCUAUCUUCACCAAUUUCAUGCACAAGCUUCUGCAAACCACACAACUGUCGCAGUCUGUGAUCGUUCUCUCCCUACAUUACAUAUAUCGCCUCAAAGCGCGCAACUGCACGACAGUGCCUAGCCCUGGCAGCGAGUUUCGCGUUGCAGUCGCUGGUCUCAUGAUGGCCAAUAAGUUCGUUGAUGAUAACACGUACACAAAUAAGACUUGGUCUGAAGUGUCCGGUAUCGACUUGGCGGAGAUCAACAAGAUGGAGCGCGAAAUCCUGGCCGGCAUCGACUACGAGCUCUAUGUCGACCAACAAACGUACGAUAACUGGGUCAACCUUCUCAAGGGAUUGGUUCUCUCGAAGGAGAAGGACAGCCGCUUCUUCCGUCGUAGUCGCCAAACACGCGCCGUGACCGUCACGCGCCCUGCGCCGCUUGCGCCGUCUCAUCAUCAGCGGCAUACAACGAAGCUCGCCAUGUCGGCUCGUGCGCGCUCGUCUUCGCCUGUGCGACAUACCACCGAAAAUAUGGUGCAUCAGCCGCAUCAAUUCUCUCCCGCGAUGUGUAUGGCUCUUGACGCGGAGACUUCUUCGCGCAUACACGGCAAACGCACUGCCCUAGACGCAUUCUCACCAACAUCCGCUUCAUUCGACCUUCAGCGGCCAGCGAAGCGACCUGGCCUGGCGCUGGACAUACCAAAAGUGACAUCGCGCCCUUCGCCAAUGACGCCGUCACCACUCGAAGGCAUACAGUUCUCGAGACUCUCCCUGGGCACUUCCCCUACGGUACAGCAGAUGAAUGGAGCACCUUCGCAGACGCUCGUAGCGGCGUAUCGUAUGGACCCGACUAAGCCUUCGUCUGUGCCACAGCAUUUGUACUACUAUUCCUUGGCCGGUUCGCCCCUGUCCGACGAGAAACGAUCUCACAAGGGUCGCUUGCACGUUCAUCAGCCACCGUCGUUACCUGCGCCACAGUUCGCGUAUGCGCAUCAGCCAAUACCGACCACGAUACAAUCCGCACAUGCUAGUCCGCAUGAGCGCAGACCUCAGUUACCCCCUGUCCUUCCGAAUCCGCAUGAUAGUGCAUGGCUGCAGUCAAGGACGUACCACGACGCUAUACACCGCUCAGCGACGCCGUCCUUUCGUCCCGAACCUGCGACGAACUCGCCAUUCGCAUCACAACCUCCCCUUGCAUCCUCGAGCGUACCAUCUGCGCCAUUUGCCAACGCAGGGCCUCCCGGAGUAGUCCACUAUUACUCUUACCCGUCUCAGUCAUCGUCAGGGUAUUACCUGCCGCGUGGCCGUCGCCCUUAG